AUGGAAGAAUUCGACGAUGAAUUCUUUUCCGACGACGGCUUUGACGAUCUGCCCCCGGAUGCUCUAGAGCAGCUCGAACACGAUGCCUUUCGCGCUACACAGGCCGAACCCACGCAGCGAGAGCUGGAACCGAGACACGAUUGGACUCAGCGAGAUGUUCCCAUUCGGUACCCCCAGAUCAACGCUAUCAAUGCCGCCAACGCCACGCUAGGACCUCCUGCGCAAUUGCACACUGGGUUGACCAACGAUUAUGGCUCGCUGGAAGUGGGAGAACUCGACGCGGAGGUGUUUGAUGAUGGGGCUGCCCUUGCACUGGACGAUACAGUCGCGUUCACAGCGCGACCGUCGAAUUAUGCCCAUGAUACAAUCAUACUGGAUGAUGAGCAGUCUAAUCAGGCCGACGGAGGGUCGUCCCUCUACUCUGCAUUGCAAAGGGAACACGAAAUCCUCACAGUAAAGCUCCAACAAGAAACAGAACGCUAUGCCCGUCUCGAGGCUGAGCUCGCGACAGCCAAAUCCAUGGCCGAGACGAAAACCGGAGAGAUCGCCAUCAUUCGAUCGAAUCAAGCAAAAAUGACUAUCGAUUAUGAGCGGCAAAUAGCCAACUUGCGCAAGGCCAUGGCCGAGGAGAUGGCGAAGUAUAAGGAAGAGGUAGAGGCAAUACGCGAACAAGGGAAAACGUUGGCUACGGAAAAUGCGUUCCUCAAGCAGGAUCUCGCCGAAGAGGUUUCGCGAGUCAAUCAAAUACGAGCCAAGGUGCGAACAGAGGACAAACCAGGACCGAUGACGCCGAAGAAAAAUAAGGUGCUCCCGUUCCGUGAUGGGUUCAACGACGAGGAGAUUCUAGCAGCAUCACCGAGCAAAUCGGGACGAUCGAAACAGGCGACACCGACUGUGGCAGGUAAAAAGAGAAGACGAACAAGUCAGGGUAGUCCGACGCCUUUGCGGUUGAGUCCAUAUCCAGAGCCGAGCUUGGAGAUCGUUGAAGAUUUGACCGAUGAGAUAAUGUUAGAGCCUGCCAUGGAUCUGCCCAUCGAGGAGCCUCCGCCAGAGAGCGAGCACCAAGACACACACGUCAUAAAGCAGAUAUUGAAUCACCGAACGGUCCCUCAAAAAACUGACGUUGAACUACUGGCCGAGCUGACAUUUCCGUCGGAACCAGGGCGGUCAAUGUAUAGCAUACUUCUGGAGGAAACAACGGAACUUGACCUGGGUAGCUAUGCGAUGGAGCAUAUGCAGGCAAUAAUAUCUUUAUGGUCCCGGGCACUAAAAGAAAAGUUCUUCCAGCCCAUCCCAAUAUUUCUGGAAGUCACAAGGUUUAUACUCGUCAUUGACACGACGUCCGUCUUGCGUCUGAUUGCUCGUCUUUUACCCGUGUUGCUGGAUUCCAGCGACAUCAACGGAGUUCCCCGUUUCAAGCACUCGCCCUAUGCCAGCCAGAGCUUUGGUAAAGUGUCGCGAACGCCGACCUCCCAGCUUGAACCACUGGUAGAUUCCACCGAGAUCGUCAGGGUGCUCUACCAAAUAGCCUGCCGCAGCCUGGGCGAUGAGCCGCUCAUCGAGGAUUACUGGCGCCAUGUUCGCUACUCGUUUAUUCUGAUGAUGCUGAGCUGUUCACAGCCCGCCAGCGAUAUCAAGCUAACGCUGAGUCUGCUCAUGACCAGUGUCCGCCCUGACUCGUUCGCGUCCAUCCACGAAUCCGAACAGGACCAGAAGUCGAACGAAAACUGGGUUAUCGACCGCGUGGCCAGUCUUUUGUGGGAAACGUUACAACCAGACGAGGGGCAGCCGCCUUACUCGCGGUCAGAGAUCUGCGACGUGCGAUUGGAAGCGCUGGCUUUUUUGAUGACGGUCACUUUCAAUCCUAUCGAGCCGGGUAAUACCCACGGUAGCCUCGUCAUAGCCUCGCAUCAUACAGCCUUGGCGAAACUGGUCAGGGCGAUGCACGACGAGCUAGACGCGCUCUAUUCUGAUCCACCAGAGAAAGACAUGCACUCCACCAUGGUCAACGGCCUCAUGCGUCUGAUCUACAGCAUUAUACAACGGCACCCGAAAGAAGCCGACCUCCAAUUGAAGUUGCACCGAGUUCCUGGGGGAAAACAGAAGUUUCUGGUGGUGUUGACACGCCUUGCUUUUAGCGAAGGACUGAUUCUCGAGGCGGGCAUCGAAGACGAGACCGUGGAAAUGGCACACUCGAUUCUCGACAACGCGGUCAAUCCUGAGGAAGCGGAGGCUCUGCUUGAUGCAUUCCCCCAUGCGAAGGGGGAGAAUAAUGAGGCGAAAGAGACGGAAGAUACGGAAAUGAUGGAAAUGAUAGAAUAG
Molecule: messenger RNA, 2322 nt
Organism: Aspergillus mulundensis
Lineage: Eukaryota; Fungi; Ascomycota; Eurotiomycetes; Eurotiales; Aspergillaceae
Product: putative DNA repair protein Rad26
Exons: 2
Coding region: 1-2322 (773 amino acids)
Source: RefSeq, a predicted model, not a curated record